Messenger RNA from Penicillium nucicola, 2712 nucleotides. RefSeq names its product putative quinate pathway repressor protein QutR. The transcript has 2 exons. Bases 1 to 2712 code for a protein of 903 amino acids. Gene Ontology annotation, biological process: chorismate biosynthetic process. NCBI's taxonomy places the organism in Eukaryota, Fungi, Ascomycota, Eurotiomycetes, Eurotiales, Aspergillaceae. The record is from RefSeq and is a predicted model, not a curated record. Gene Ontology annotation, molecular function: shikimate 3-dehydrogenase (NADP+) activity; 3-dehydroquinate dehydratase activity; 3-phosphoshikimate 1-carboxyvinyltransferase activity.
AUGUCUAUUCUAGCACGCCCCCCGAAACGGAAACUGCACGAAGUCGAGCCGCUGGAGGAUGGCCCUCGAAAGUACAGUUCCAGUGGGUUCGCAUCCCCCGUCGUAUCCAUGUCCAGACCGUCCUCUCGUCGAUCGAGCGAACACCGAGAAGUUUCCGACUCCCAUUCGCUGCCGUCCUUGCGGGAACUUCACUCCAAUCGCGGAUCGCCCGUUAUGUUCGAGAACAGUCACCUCCAGACCCAUCGCACCUUCAGUCCAAAGGCAUCCAUUGUGUUGAUCGGAAUUCGUGGCACGGGCAAGUCGAGUCUCGCGGUUAUUCUUGCCGCAACCUCCGGCCGGCGCUUGAUCGAUGCAGACCGCUACUUUCAACAGAUUGUGGGAUGUUCUCGUGCGGCAUUUAAAAAAGAGAAUGAUGGCCUCGUAUACCGACAGCAAGAGGCGCGUGUCAUGGAGUCUAUGCUGGCAGAUAACCAGGAGGGAUGCGUGAUUGCUUGUGGGGCCGGAUCGAUGGAGCGCAACGGACAAAGACUUCUCAGGGAGUACGCCCAAACGCAUCCAGUGAUACACGUCAUUCGGGACCCAGAAAGCAUUCAGUCUUACCUCAAGGCUUGGGAUACCCAGAAGGUCCGCCAUUUUCUCGAGAUAUCUGGCCCGAUCUACCGAGGUUGUUCAAAUCUCGAGUUUUUCAAUCUCUCGGAGACUAGAAGCGACAACACGGAUAAAGACGACGCCAAUACAUCGCCAGCACAUAAGAUCGAACCACGAUCACAUACCCCCAUCCCGUUCUUGACUUUGAAACGGGUGCAACGGGACUUCCUCCGCUUCAUUGCAUUUAUCACUGGCGAUAUCGCCGAGCUGAACAGCCAACAUGCAUCCUUCCCACUCUCGCUGCUACCUGUGGAAUCCAGGAAUUAUACUUCUGCGGUUACUGUUCCACUUUCCAAGCUAGGCGAGCAAGGUGUCGACAUUGAAGAGCUGGAAUUCACUGCCGAUGCUUUCGAGCUGGCAAUCGAUGUUGCAGACCCUUCAGCCCAACCGGGAAUCGAUUCAAAUAUUGCAGACAGCAUCAGUCAAGCCGUGGCGAACAUUCGUCGUAACAUUAUCGUCCCCUUGAUAUACCACGUUGAAAGUUAUACCACCCCUGGUGGCCCCUCAUCGCCUACCCGCACUCCUGUUCGUUGUACCGACGAAACCUAUCUGAAUCUUGUUCGACAUGGGCUGCGCCUCUCUACAGGCUUCCUCACUGUAGAUCUUUCUCGUGAUGACCACAUCAUAUCCCAGAUCAUUUCAGCCAGUGGUCGGACUCGAAUUAUUGGCCACUUCGAAGCUUUCCAGCCAUUGCCGGGAGGUUGGGAUGGUGAUGAAUAUAUGAAAAUUUAUGAACGAGCCAAAAGACUCGGAUGUGAUGUUGUGCGAUUAUUUCAACCCGCGGAGUCCGCGGAGGACAAUCUUGCAGUGCAACGAUUCCGCCAUCGAGUUCAAAGUCUCCCCGUUUCUGGACUUCCCUUGAUUGCCUACAACACAGGCCCUCUCGGCCGCAUGUCUCGCUGUUUCAAUCCAAUUCUUACCCCUGUCACACAUCCAUCCCUGGUCAAUCAGCCGUCAACCCAACUACGCUCAGAUAUCACUGCCCGCGAAGCACAGCAAGCUCUCUACAGCUCCUUUACGUUGGAUCCGAUGCAGUUCUUCGUCUUUGGUGCAAACACUACAUAUAGUAUGUCACCGGCCAUGCACAACACGGCAUUCAAAAUAUGUGGGUUGCCGCAUAAGUAUUCGAUCCACCAGUCGCCCACUUUGCGUGGGUUGAACGAUCUAGUCGAGAAUCAAUACUUCGGCGGAUCCAGUGUCAGUCUUCCAUAUAAGACAGAGUGCAUUCCUCUGCUUCAUUCCAUGUCUACACACGCUCGCGCCAUCGGUGCUAUUAACACCCUCAUCCCUAUCCGAAAUUUCAGUGACACCAACAAUCUCCUCCUGCAAGAAUCCUCAGUCUUCCUUGAGAAGAGUCAUGCAGGUCCUAUCAAGGGUCUUCAUGGUGACAACACCGAUUGGAUUGGUAUCUGCAAUUGUAUUCGCCGAGGCUUGUCCCCUGCGAACGCGGUACGACCGUCAUCUACCGGCCUUGUCAUCGGUUCUGGUGGAAUGGCUCGUGCUGCGAUCUACUCCAUGAUCCAUCUCGGCAUACAGAACAUCUUCGUUCACAACCGUACUCUUGCCAACGCAGAGAAGUUGGCACAUCACUAUAACCGACAAGACCUUCACAUCAAAGAAGCCCUUGGAUCCGGACGUCCCACGGUCCACAUCAUCGCUUCGCUAUCCGACCCUUGGCCCGCCGAUUUCAAACAACCCACCGUUGUAGUUUCCGGUAUUCCAGCUCACAGUAUCGGCGGUCAGCCAGCGCCGAACUUCCAAAUGCCCACCCACUGGUUGGAAAGUCCAACAGGCGGUGUCGUCAUCGACCUGGCAUACAAACCUCUGAACACCCCUCUGAUGAAACAAACUCGCGCUCUAUCCCAUCGCGGGUGGGUCGCCUUGGACGGCCUCGACGUCCUCCCCGAGCAAGGUUUCGCUCAGUUCGAGUUAUUCACCGGUCGUCGCGCGCCUCGGCGUGUCAUGCGGAGUAUCGUGCUCCAAGAGUACAAAGACGAUGAAGGCAAUGAUGAUCAUGACGCAAUACAGGAUCGACUGCAACAGAUGGACGGGCAACCCAGCUGA